Messenger RNA from Punica granatum (pomegranate), 1814 nucleotides. NCBI's taxonomy places the organism in Eukaryota, Viridiplantae, Streptophyta, Magnoliopsida, Myrtales, Lythraceae. The record is from RefSeq and is a predicted model, not a curated record.
ACUUUCGAAGUUGCAACUUCAGGGGGCAAUAAUUUCAUUUGACAAAGUUUUGGGGGCGUAAAAGUGGAAAUAAAUGGUUUAGUUGAGGGUUGAGGGUGAUAUAUAAUCUAGAGGACUAGUUUGUAAGAGCGGGAGAAGAAUAUAUUCUUUUCCGACAAAUUUUAAUCACGCGGGUCACAAACCUAAUAAACAAAUAAACCUGGGUAUAUUCUAUUCUAUUGCCUGUUGGUGACGCGUAGAGAGAGAGCCGGGGUGGGGGGGGCUGAGUUCUCUGACUUUUCAGAUUUCCUCAACGUAUACGAAUUCGCAUCUUCCCCGCCUCACCACAAGCAACGUUUCGAUAUUCUCCACUUCUUCUUCUUCUUCUUCUUCUUCUUCUUCAUGAUGAUGGGAGCAACGAUUCCCGCAUAGCCGUAGCAAGUGUUUGAUCUCUCGCUCUCUCUCUCGCUUGAAGGGGUGCUGAUGGGGAAGAAGGGGGAAGAGGGAGAGGCUAAUGGGGCGAAUGUGUUGGAAGCGAUGCCCCUUUUUGCCAAAGAGCUGAUUGCCGGCGGUGUGGCCGGUGGCGUCGCCAAGACUGCCGUGGCCCCGCUCGAGCGCGUCAAGAUCUUGUUCCAGACCAGAAGAUCAGAAUUUCACAGCAUCGGGCUGCUCGGAUCAAUCAAGAAGAUUGCCAAGACCGAGGGAGUUAUGGGUUUUUACAGAGGGAAUGGUGCUAGUGUGGCUCGUAUAGUUCCAUACGCUGCCCUUCAUUAUAUGGCCUAUGAGCAGUACCGGAGAUGGAUCGUUGACCGCUUUCCUAAUGUUGGAAGAGGCCCCGUCCUUGAUCUUGUAGCGGGAUCCUUUGCAGGCGGAACUGCUGUGCUUUUCACUUACCCUCUAGAUUUGGUUCGGACUAAGCUGGCUUAUCAGGUCGGAGGUUCAGCAAAGUUGCCAAUUAAAGGAUUGCUUAGUUCUGAACAAGUUUAUCGAGGAAUACUCGAUUGUUUCUCCAAGACUUACAGGGAAGCUGGCAUUCGAGGUCUCUACCGUGGCGUAGCACCUUCUUUAUAUGGAAUCUUUCCGUAUGCUGGUUUGAAGUUCUACUUCUACGAAGAGAUGAAACGACACGUUCCCGAGGAACACAAGAGGGAUAUAACGGUGAAACUGGUAUGCGGAUCUGUAGCAGGCUUACUGGGUCAGACCUUCACAUAUCCUCUUGAUGUUGUUAGGAGGCAAAUGCAGGUGGAACGGUUCUUGGUCUCGAAUAGCACGGUUGCUGUCAAGGGAACGAUGGAAACCCUUGCGAUGAUCGUUGAGAAGCAAGGAUGGAAGCAAUUAUUCUCUGGGCUAAGCAUCAAUUACUUAAAGGUCGUUCCGUCGGUUGCCAUCGGGUUCACUAUCUACGAUGUCAUGAAAUCAUGCCUGAGGGUCCCAUCUCGGGACGAGGCCGUGAUUGAGGUUGUCGCUAGCCGGAGGAAUAGUGAGGCAUCCUCAUUGCACUCUUGAUCACAACUUCCUCCCCUCAACCAAGAUACACAAAGGGAAGCCAGCCAACGCCGGGUCAAAUUCAUGUAUUUUCAAGAUAAAUUGAAUUGUACAAUUUCAUUCUCUUCCCCGAGCGAUUGAUGCUACCCCAUUUAUAGGUAUAGGAGAUUCCCUGAAUAGAAAUGGGAUCGCGGGAAUUACAUUCUAGGAAUCUUUCCAAUUCCUCGUGGCAUUGGAGAGGCAGAACUCGAUCGAUAAGUCAUGGACAUAUUGACGGUAUUGAUGUCGGUGGUGUACAUAAUGUAAUUGAUUGGAAGUUGGGCUUCAAUAAGAUUACAAUUGCAUUCAGA